AUGUUGCACCACCUCAUGAUCGGCACCUGGACGCCGCCAGGCCGGAUAUACACCGUCGCCUUCGACGACGAAGCACUGACCUUGGAAUUGAUUAAAAAGACUGAGAUCCCCGAAAACGAACCCAUUUCAUGGAUGACAUUCGAUCAUACCAAGCAAAACAUUUACGGUGCCGCUAUGAAGAAAUGGUCCAGCUUUUCCGUGCGCAGUCCCACCGACAUUGUUCAUGAAGUGUCGCAUCCCAUGGGAGGACAUCCCCUUGCUUCCUCUUCUGAAACAAACACAAGAGCCAUAUUUGUCCUGGCUGCGCAUAAACCACCAUACAAUGUCUACGGAAACCCAUUCUACAAGUACGCUGGCUUCGGCAAUGUAUUCUCCGUGACCGACACAGGCAAGAUCAAUCAAAACAUUCAGAAUUUUGAAAUAGACCCCAACUCAGGGAUCCACGGCAUGGUGUUUGAUCCCACAGAGACAUACCUGUACUCAGCAGACAUGGGCGCCAACAAAAUCUGGACACACAAGAAAGACCCCGAGACGGGAAAAUUAGAGUUGGUUGACAGCGUUGACGCCCCAGCACCUGGUGACCAUCCACGAUGGGUUGCCAUUCAUCCAAGCGGUCACUAUCUAUACGCACUCAUGGAAGCAGGCAACCGGCUGGCAGUAUAUGUAAUUGACGAGAAACGCCAUGUUCCAGUCUUCACACGUUUGAUCUACCCGUUGAUUCCACCCGGACUGCCACCGCGCAACAAAUAUCGCGCUGACGUUGUCUUUCCCUCGCACAGUGGAAAGUAUCUGUUUGCAACAUCGAGGUCCAACCAUAACGACGUGCAUGGGUAUAUCAGCGCAUUCAAGCUUGGUCCGGAAGGCAACAUCGAGAAACAGUUAUUCAUCAACCCGACAUCGACAAGCGGUGGGCAUUCGAAUGCAGUUAGUCCGUGCGACUGGAGCGACGAGUGGAUUGCAUUGUGCGAUGACCAGGACGGAUUUGUUGAGGUUUAUCGAUUCAAGGACGAGCUCCUGGCGCGAGUUGCAAGAGUUGAUAUUCCAGAGAAGGGAUUUGGAAUGAAUGCUAUCUGGUACGAUUAG
This is a messenger RNA of Talaromyces proteolyticus, 1083 nucleotides long. RefSeq names its product putative carboxy-cis,cis-muconate cyclase. Bases 1 to 1083 code for a protein of 360 amino acids. Gene Ontology annotation, molecular function: protein binding; 6-phosphogluconolactonase activity. The transcript has 3 exons. The record is from RefSeq and is a predicted model, not a curated record. Lineage: Eukaryota; Fungi; Ascomycota; Eurotiomycetes; Eurotiales; Trichocomaceae.